AUGCCAAGGGAUAAUGAAGAAGAUGUACUAUUGUCCGGUCUUCAAGUGUUGUUAACAUUAAGUGUCGAGGAAUUGUUGGAUGUCCAACAUGAUGUAAAUACCCAAUUAAGAAAAAGAUUACACCAUUCUCGAAAUGCAAUGGGACAAUCUAGCAUAGAACCGAAAAUAGGGCAUGAAAGACUACUUAAGGAAACAUCAUUAAUACAUAAAGAGUUUCAUUCUAAUAAAAUACCAAUUGGUGAACCAAUCGAGAAAGAUGUCGCCGGAACUAUUGAUUUAGUUAAUGAUAAUGAACAUAUAGAAAACUCUGAAUCCGAUUUAUCUGACGACACCGAAGACCUCAUACUUACACAACUAGAAUCGAGUAAAACUUUUCGACAAGGUGGUAUACGAAACUCAAGGCAUUCUAAAAUCAAAGGCAACCAAAAUGAUAUCUCUAAAUUUGCCCCGACCGAUUCUAAAUUAGAUUUGUCAAAUACGCAAGAACCAGAUCAAUCUAAUUACUAUGAUGGCAACAAUAAAAUCUACAGUUCUCCUCUUAAAGAUUCUUUAGAUUCGUUUCGCGAUCCUGAUAAGACUGAGAUACCGUUAAUCAAGAUAGAUGAGAACGCCCAACUUAUAGAAACAGAUCCAAUUUCUAGUAAGAAAAGAGUUCAUGUAUAUUCUGAACAUGACCAACAUAACUGUUAUAAGAAAGAUUCGAACUCUAAACAAGUUAAGGUUGAAUAUCCGUAUACUCUUCCUGGGACAUGUCCAUCGAAGAUCAAUUAUUUGACUUAUAGAAAAGAAAGUAACCCUCUAACAAAACCUGUUAGGAUAAAGAAAAAAAUCGACUUUAACUUAAACCCAUUAACGUCGAAACCUUGGAUAUUAGAAGAUUUCAAACCGAAUAGAGAUGUCUCAGCUGUAAAACAAGGUAAAAAGAGAUUAGAAGAAUUUUAUAAAAAAGUUGGAAAGCCAGCAGGGUUACAAAUAGACAAUAACACUGCAGAAAACAUACUACUUGAUUCGUUUGAUAUGUCAUUUGAUAAUUUGAGACAGAGAACAGACUCCCCUCCUGGUUACGGUCGAUUAGAUUUUCCUACUACGCAAGAAAGAGAAGAAGAUAAAAUUGCUUCCAAGAAAAUAAUUUAUAAAAAAACUUUGCAAAGGUACCUUUCUUCUGUAAACUAUAGAAUACCACCUCAGGAACGUGAAUUCUUAUUUAAAAGGGAAGCAUUCAAUGAGGCAGUUAAUAACUCAAACUUCGAAUGGGACCCAACAACUCUUAAAAUAUAUCCUACAGCAUAA
This is a messenger RNA of Maudiozyma saulgeensis, 1290 nucleotides long. Lineage: Eukaryota; Fungi; Ascomycota; Saccharomycetes; Saccharomycetales; Saccharomycetaceae. The record is from the annotation of a GenBank genome assembly.